Homo sapiens (human) is the source of this 4433-nucleotide messenger RNA. RefSeq names its product double PHD fingers 2 (gene DPF2). The transcript is spliced from 12 exons. Lineage: Eukaryota; Metazoa; Chordata; Mammalia; Primates; Hominidae. Bases 773 to 1930 code for a protein of 385 amino acids. Gene Ontology annotation, cellular component: nucleus; cytoplasm. The record is from RefSeq and is a predicted model, not a curated record.
GGGGCUUCUCGGCCCGAGGCAGAGGAACAGGGAAGAUGGCGGCUGUGGUGGAGAAUGUAGUGAAGCUGUGAGUGGUCGUUUCUUUCUCUCCUAGGGCGGCAGGUUUUGUAAAGGGCCUGGGAGUAGGGGGCGGUGGGGGAAGGGACUAGGCGGAGAGAGGGACAUCCCCGGGAAAGCCAUGUUGCGACUCCUGGUGGGGAGGGCAACAGGAGACUCCGGAGAAGACGUUGCGCUUCUUUGGAAACUUGUGGAGGCCCUGGUGGGGGCACACUGGAGCCCCGACGGGCGGCAUCCCUGCGGGGCUGUGUGGCCUCAGCGUUCCUCGGGGCUGACGGUUUCCAGAGCAUGGCGCCCUGCCUGCACGCGAGACUCACCGUCCCGGUCCUCUCCCGAGACGCCUCAGUCCGGAGGAGCGGGGCCGAGGCCCGGGCGGCCCUACGGCUGGCCCGCCGCCCACCCCGCCCCGUCCCGUCCCGUUCGCUGCAGCAACAGGCUCGGCGGCCCCUGCGGAGUGCACUGCGGGGCUGGCUGUUUCAGUUCCAGGCAGCCCCGUGAUGUUUGGGAGGAUCUUGGGUGGCAGGUACCUAAGACUACAAAUAUUCUUGGGAAGAAUUUAUCGAGGAGCGGAUCCAGAAGGGAAGGAACUUCAGGGGAGUGGGCCUUGGCCCCGUCCAGUAGCAGCCAUCAAAAACCUGCAACUGGACCGAAGCCGUUCAGGACAGCUUAGCCUAAAGGGGCAUCUAGCCUUGGGGAGCAGUACUACAAAGAUGCCAUGGAGCAGUGCCACAAUUACAAUGCUCGCCUCUGUGCUGAGCGCAGCGUGCGCCUGCCUUUCUUGGACUCACAGACCGGAGUAGCCCAGAGCAAUUGUUACAUCUGGAUGGAAAAGCGACACCGGGGUCCAGGAUUGGCCUCCGGACAGCUGUACUCCUACCCUGCCCGGCGCUGGCGGAAAAAGCGGCGAGCCCAUCCCCCUGAGGAUCCACGACUUUCCUUCCCAUCUAUUAAGCCAGACACAGACCAGACCCUGAAGAAGGAGGGGCUGAUCUCUCAGGAUGGCAGUAGUUUAGAGGCUCUGUUGCGCACUGACCCCCUGGAGAAGCGAGGUGCCCCGGAUCCCCGAGUUGAUGAUGACAGCCUGGGCGAGUUUCCUGUGACCAACAGUCGAGCGCGAAAGCGGAUCCUAGAACCAGAUGACUUCCUGGAUGACCUCGAUGAUGAAGACUAUGAAGAAGAUACUCCCAAGCGUCGGGGAAAGGGGAAAUCCAAGGGUAAGGGUGUGGGCAGUGCCCGUAAGAAGCUGGAUGCUUCCAUCCUGGAGGACCGGGAUAAGCCCUAUGCCUGUGACAAUAGUUUCAAACAAAAGCAUACCUCGAAAGCGCCCCAGAGAGUUUGUGGAAAACGUUACAAGAACCGACCAGGCCUCAGUUACCACUAUGCCCACUCCCACUUGGCUGAGGAGGAGGGCGAGGACAAGGAAGACUCUCAACCACCCACUCCUGUUUCCCAGAGGUCUGAGGAGCAGAAAUCCAAAAAGGGUCCUGAUGGAUUGGCCUUGCCCAACAACUACUGUGACUUCUGCCUGGGGGACUCAAAGAUUAACAAGAAGACGGGACAACCCGAGGAGCUGGUGUCCUGUUCUGACUGUGGCCGCUCAGGGCAUCCAUCUUGCCUCCAAUUUACCCCCGUGAUGAUGGCGGCAGUGAAGACAUACCGCUGGCAGUGCAUCGAGUGCAAAUGUUGCAAUAUCUGCGGCACCUCCGAGAAUGACGACCAGUUGCUCUUCUGUGAUGACUGCGAUCGUGGCUACCACAUGUACUGUCUCACCCCGUCCAUGUCUGAGCCCCCUGAAGGAAGUUGGAGCUGCCACCUGUGUCUGGACCUGUUGAAAGAGAAAGCUUCCAUCUACCAGAACCAGAACUCCUCUUGAUGUGGCCACCCACCUGCUCCCCGACAUAUCUAAGGCUGUUUCUCUCCUCCACUUCAUAUUUCAUACCCAUCUUUCCCUUCUUCCUCCUCUCCUUCACAAAUCCAGAGAACCUUGGGGUGGUUGUGCCAGCCUGCCUUUGGCAGCUGCAAGCUGAGGUGGCAGCUCUGACCACCUCUGGCCCCAGGCCCUCAGGGAGAAAGGAGCAACACACUGCCCCUAGGCGUGCGUGUGGCCCAGUUUCUCUCUGCUCUCCAUUAAGUGCAUUCACUCUGCUUGCCUUGGGCCCAGCCCCUGGUGAUCACAGGGUUCAAACAGUGUCCUCCUAGAAAGAGUGGGAGAGCAGCUCACUUCUCUGUGUUCUGCCUCCCCUCUGGUCUCCAGAGUUUUCCUGUCCUCUAGAGGCAAGCCAGGCCAGGGAGCUGGGAGCGAGCAAGCUGAGGCCACGUCCACAAGGAGCUUUUCAUGCCCCUGUGCCGCAUAGCCUCACCUCUUUCCUCCAGAGUGGCUCUCUGCGGCCCUGUGUUCCUGCUACAGAGUGUUCUUUUCUGGAGUCAGGAUGUUCUCGGUCACCCUCCUGGUUCUGCCCUGUCCCAUUCCACCCCACCCCAGGGGGAACAGUAGCUUCACCUUGUUAUUCCCAUUGCUCUCCUGGCUCACUCUUACGGUCGGUCUCCAGUGACUGAAGCAUUCCCCACCCUUGGAAUUUCUCAUCUUCUGCCUCCCUUCCUACUCCUUUUGGUUUUGUGGGGAGAGGGGAAGGAUCAGGGGGCCAGGCCAGCAGCUCGGGGGCCACAAGGAGAUGGAUAAUGUGCCUGUUUUUUAACACAACAAAAAAGCCUACCUCCAAAAUCCCCUUUUUGUUCUUCCUGGACCUGGGCAUUCAGCCUCCUGCUCUUAACUGAAUUGGGAGCCUCUGCCACCUGCCCCGUGUAUCCUGGCUCUCAGCUCAUGGGGAAGCCACAUAGACAUCCCUUUCUUCCCUUGCACGCUCGCUAGCAGCUGGUAAGGUCUUCACACCCUGAUUCCUCAAGUUUUCUGCUUAGUGGCACUGACAUUAAGUAGUGGGGGGACAGUCCAUGCCAGGACACCCUGGAGUAGCCUUCCCCCUUGGCCGUGGGCAGGCCCUAACUCACUGUCGCUUUGGAGUUGAGGUGUCUUUUUUUUUUCUUUCUUUAGUUCCUGUAUUCUAAACAUUAGUAAAAAUAAAUGUUUUUACACAGAGCCCUCUGCUGGAUGGUUUAUCUCCUGCCUUUCUCCAUUAAGAAGGCCAUUUCAUCCUAAGAUUUCCAUGAUGGUGGUUUUUUUUUUUAAUGUUUUGAAAUACAGCUUUUUUCCCCCCAAAUUAAAAUUUUUUUGUGGAACCCCAAUAUGUAAAGCGAAUAUAAAAUUGGUUAUUUUGUUUUGUUACAUAAAUUCAAGUUUAUAACAAUUCUUUGUUAUAAAGAACAAUGAAGCUGUUUUGAUCAAUACAAAAUUUGGGUUAAAAUCAACUUUAACAUCUAUUUUUAUGUUUCAGUUGAUUUGGAGAAUUCUCCUAGUCUUGGAUACAUAGAUGGAAGUGAUGACAGGUUUAUAACAGUUGACCUUGCAAUCUCAGACAUUUAAAACAGGACCAGAAGUUUAUAUAAAUAUAAUUAAUAAGCAAACUAAUGACAUCACCAUGGGACACACACAAAAGUUCUUGCAGGAGCAGGGUCUGUGUGGCUUCAGUUGCCUGCAGCGCUCCCAGGCCAGAGCAAGUGCUCUAGGAUCUGAACUGCCCGCAGUGCAGCCCUGCAGCCUUUCCCAGGGCACGUUGAUGUGCACACAGUUUCCCUGAAGGCAAAGUGAACAUGUGGAGAGCUUACGUGGCAGCGCGUAUGUCUUCAGUGUGUGUUUUAGAAGUCCAACUGUUGUUUUUAUGUUUUUAAAGGAAAGAUUUGAAUCAAGCAGUUAUGGGCCCCCUGAAGUAUCCUUUUUUCUAGAACAUUCUGAAAGUCAUCCUUGCCUAUGGGAAGCCUAGGCCGGCCUGCACUGUUAUGUUCAAUAAAUAAGCAGGGUGCUCUGGGCUGGGGAUUGUGUGAGGAGCAGAGCGCAGCCCGUCCUCAUGCUUUUCCACUGAAGUAGGCCAGGCAGAGAGGGAGUACAGCAAUGGAUGCGCUUUGGCAGCUGAGUAGUCCGAGAGCCAGAAAAGAAAUGUGGAAAAUAAGAACGCUGUAGCAGGCCUAGGUGAGGAAAUUUAGGAAGGGUUUGCGGGAGGUAGGAUUUGAGAUGGGUCUUGGAGAGUUGGACAGUGUCAGCCGGUAGGACGGGGGUGCGGACGGAAGCCUGUGAGGAAGGCAGAGGAUGCGGAGCUGUGAGCGGAGGGAGCAGCGAGGCUGGAGAGCAGCUGGGCUGCGGGUCAAGACGUCUGCGUUUAAUUCGGGACUGAAGGUUAGCAGGGAAGGGAACGAUGCCAGAUCUUGAGUUUAAGAACUUGAAUCUUGUAAAGUACCAAAUCUAAUAAAAUACUCGUCCUAAAUCA